Molecule: messenger RNA, 1539 nt
Organism: Nicotiana tabacum (common tobacco)
Lineage: Eukaryota; Viridiplantae; Streptophyta; Magnoliopsida; Solanales; Solanaceae
Product: putative WRKY transcription factor 53
Biological process (GO): regulation of DNA-templated transcription
Cellular component (GO): nucleus
Molecular function (GO): DNA-binding transcription factor activity; transcription cis-regulatory region binding
Source: RefSeq, a predicted model, not a curated record
UAAUUUCAUCAUCAUUUUCCAAAAUUUCAUGCACCCAACUUCACAAAUAUUUUCAGAAACUUCUCUUUUCCUUCUUCAGAAACUUCUAUAUUCACUUCAUUUAUUUAUGUAACUAUAAGCACCUGAAAUAUAACUAGCCAUUUAUUUCCCCAGCAUUAUUUCAAGAAAACAAGAAAAUGGAUUGUGGUUUCAAUUGGGAAUACAAUUCAUUGAUCAAUGAAUUAACACAAGGGAUGGGACAUGCUAAGCAACUAAGAGCAUAUUUCAGCUCUGCAGCUUCUUCUUGUUCUUCUAAUAAAAUUCAAGAAUUGCAUUUGCAUAUGCAAAUGAUUCUUUCUUCUUUUGAGAAUUCUCUGUCAAUUCUCAAAUGGACUGGUUCAAUAACACAAACCCCACAACUUGUAGUAGCACCACCUAUAUCAAAUGUUGCACUUGAAUCUUCUUUUUCUGUUGAUGAAAGUCCUAAAACUGUUGACUUGAAUGGAAAUUUCAAAGAGAAUGAUCAGGACCUAAGAUAUGUUUCAAAGAAGAGAAAACAGUUGCCAACAUGGACAGAACAAGUCAGAGUUAGUGCAGAGAAUGGAUUUGAAGGGCCUACUGAUGAUGGAUAUAGUUGGAGAAAGUAUGGACAAAAAGACAUUCUUGGUGCUAAAUAUCCCAGGAGUUACUACAGAUGCACAUAUCGACUAAUGCAAAAUUGUUGGGCAACAAAGCAAGUGCAAAGAUCUGAUGAUGACCCUACACUAUUUGAAAUCACAUACAAAGGUUCACAUACUUGUAACCAAGCUUUUAACUCUGCACAUACAACAUCAUCAGAGAAACAUGAAUUCAAGAAACAAGCCAACAAUCCAAAAAUAGUACAAUCGAACCAGAUGCUCGCCAACUUACAAGCAAAUUUAAGAGUGAAUACUAAUGACUUGGACAAGAAGGAGACAACAUGUUCUUUCCCAUUUUCACCUACAUUCUCUGGUUUCGUAGACGAAAAUCUGCAUUUUCAAGUGUCACAAGUUGAUGACAAUUUGGUAGGAGGUUAUUCGCCGUCAUUUAUCUCUCCCACAACCCCAGAAUCAAGCUACUUCUCAUUACGAAGCUGCCAAAUGAAUGGUUCGCAACGAAUCCACAGCUUACAUAAUUCAGAAUCAGAUCUUCCUGAUUUAUUCUCUGCCAACACUUCAUCAACAAGCUCUCCAAUUGUAGGCUUGGAGUUUCCACUUGAACAUGUGGAGUUAGAUCCAAAUUUCCCAUUUGAUAACUCAGAAUUUUUCAGAUAAACUCAAACUAGUACUGUCAAAAAGGAAUAAUAAAGAGGAAUAGCUGUGUUUUUCAUCACUAAAUCAACUCAUUAAAGUUGAUGAUUUCUUCCUUUAGGAAGUAGUAGUAUAGAAGUUUUUGUAUAAAUUAACAAGAAAGCUGGCCAAGGGUAGUAACAAGCUAUAGUAUUUGUAUCAAUAUAGCUUAGUAUUUUUGAACUUCUAGUCAUCUAACAUCAAGCUACUGAGUGAAACUCAAUUACAUUCUUGCUGAAGACACUUGAACAUU